Messenger RNA from Ochotona curzoniae (black-lipped pika), 983 nucleotides. RefSeq names its product calcium channel flower domain containing 1 (gene CACFD1). NCBI's taxonomy places the organism in Eukaryota, Metazoa, Chordata, Mammalia, Lagomorpha, Ochotonidae. Gene Ontology annotation, biological process: vesicle-mediated transport. Gene Ontology annotation, cellular component: membrane. The record is from RefSeq and is a predicted model, not a curated record. The transcript has 5 exons. The coding region runs from base 193 to 801 and encodes 202 amino acids.
CUCUGCCCUGUGCUGGCCGGGCCCAGGCUCCGACCUGGCAGGUCUCUACGUCACGGAGCUGCGUGGCCCUGCAAGCACCGCCCCUUAUGCUAAUCAGAGCCACGUCCUCGUCGCGCACCUGCCAAGCCCCGCCCUCUAUGCUAAUCGGCGCCGAGCCCUCGGGCGCACCUGCGGCCUGCGAGCCCCGCCCCUAUGCUAAUGAGCCGGCUGUCCCACAAGGCAGCGCGCCAGCCCCGGCGGCCGGGCUGCGAGCCCUUUGUGAGUGAGGGUCGCGGGCUGCUGGGGGCAGCGAUGAACGGUUCCGGAGGGGCGGCCGCGGGCGCGGCGCCGGCCGCUCAGGAGGAGGGCGUGACGUGGUGGUACCGCUGGCUGUGUCGCCUGUCCGGGGUGCUGGGGGCCGUGUCUUGUGCCAUCUCCGGCCUGUUUAACUGCAUCACCAUCCAUCCUCUCAACAUCGCGGCUGGCGUGUGGAUGAUCAUGAAUGCCUUCGUCCUGCUGCUGUGCGAGGCGCCCUUCUGCUGCCAGUUCGUGGAGUUUGCGACCGCGGUGUCUGAGCGCGUGGAGCGCCUGCGCUCCUGGCAGAGAGCGGUUUUCUAUUGCGGGAUGGCCGUCGUCCCCAUCAUCAUGAGCCUGACACUGACCACUCUGCUGGGCAAUGCCAUCGCCUUCGCCACGGGCGUGCUCUACGGGCUCGCGGCCCUGGGCCGGAAGGGCGAUGCCAUCUCCUAUGCCCGGAUCCAGCAGCAGAAGCAGCAGGCGGACGAGGAGAGGCUGGCCGAGACCCUGGAGGGUGAACUGUGAUGUGGCACCUGGGGACCCCUCACUUGCUAGUCUUGGAGAGCUGUCAUUUGACUGCCCAAGGCUCCUGCAGGGUCUCCCCCACCCCUACUCCUGUGUGGGGCUUUAGUGAACUGAGCGAAGCCCUGGCAGUGGGCAGUAGGUGGCCAUGGGCCCCAGGCUGGGGAACGGCUUCCCCUGAAAUG